Mollisia scopiformis is the source of this 1515-nucleotide messenger RNA. RefSeq lists its product as uncharacterized. The record is from RefSeq and is a predicted model, not a curated record. NCBI's taxonomy places the organism in Eukaryota, Fungi, Ascomycota, Leotiomycetes, Helotiales, Mollisiaceae. The transcript has 2 exons. Bases 1 to 1515 code for a protein of 504 amino acids.
AUGGCCGAUCAGAUCACCACCGUUUCAUCUUUGCCUCCUGGCUACGGCACACUCGCCGGAACCGUCUAUGCAAUAAUUGCCUCACCUCCAGCGGACUGGAACAACAUAGCAUGGGCAAAGAUGGGCCGAGUUCCACGAUUCUCAACUCUUUUUCGACCUUCGCAGCAUCAAUCAACGUCUGAGGCUUCAGGCGACCAUGAAAUCGUUUUCAGACUUCGCGAUGCACUUUCGAGAAGCAUAACAAAAAGAAUGCGCAAGUUUCGGGCCUUUGAGCUUGACAUUAUACUGAAAAGAGAUAUUGCAGUUCUCUAUGUGAUAUCUCUCUGGGCCUCCUCCUUCGAAUCGAAUCAAGAACGUCAGAAGGGCGGCAUUGAUGCCGUUUAUCAACAAAUAAACUCGAUAGAUCUUGAAUCUAUCCAGCGGUCUCGAACGAGCGAAACUUCGCAGAACUCAAAUUCAAUAAUACCUGUCGAUUCUUGCCCCUUACCCUCGACUGGAAGUGGGAAAAUUUGGACCCUCGAUGUACGGCUCCAAGUUGUCCAGUACACAGCAGACCGCACACCUGUACAGGCCAUGAUACAUACACUGAGCAUGCAAGAUUUUGAGGACGCGAUGGCUUCCGCCUUGCAAGGGUGGACUUUCAACUCGAAUGUAUGGAGUACGUCUAUGAAUCGCAUAAUCAACACUAUCAAGGACAACAACUCCACGACAGUGGUCCUGGUGCAGGCCGCAGCACCGUUCGAUAUACUGGUAGUCGAGAUCGCCUUCAAAGCAGUUGAAGUUUUGUUAGCCUGCGCUGUCAUCCUAGGAUCGACGGCUGGAGCAUGGCUGGGCCUUACCUUAGGUUCCAUAUUUCCUCGCCGCGCUGCUGCUGGACUAUUCGUGAGUUCGUAUGGGCAAACACUCGGUGGUAAGAUGGGCAAUUUCGAGGGUAAUUUGCCAUAUCCAUGGCCUCCGGCCGGAACUGUCUGGUCUGAGACAGAGGGACAUGAUAGUUACUGUGUACUUCCACAAGUCAAACUUUCUGAUAAAUGGAGAAAUGCUAUCGGGUACUGGAUACAGUUCUGCCUCCUGAUGGUGUACCGACAUUUCAAGCUCCCCGUCCGGAACGCACUGGGAUUUGGGCCCUACGUGUUUACGAGAGAUGCAGUUCGCUAUAUUGUACUAGCACUCGAGCCUUUUAUCAUAGUCACUUCAGGAAAUAUCUUGCAUCAGAGAUUACGCAAGUUUCAGGGUGGGUACUCGUUGCGGAAUAUUCUUGCCAUAGGAGUCUAUGUUAUCAUGCUCUCAGCUUCACUCACGAUCAUCGUGCUUGGACAAAAGUCUUUUUUGAAUCCCAUGCAGUCUCAUUGGAUAGGAGAGCUUGUAGACCUCUUUGCUGCCGCUGGGUCUGUUGCUCUAAUAAACAUCGAACUGGAAAAUGAGAAGAGCCUCCUAGCAGAAAAAUGGAUUUUGAUUUGGGCUAUCGGGGCUUGCACUAUUUAUAGAAUCAAUGACAAGGUUAAGUUAGGCUAA